Vigna angularis (adzuki bean) is the source of this 2697-nucleotide messenger RNA. Its product is annotated as phospholipase A1 PLIP1, chloroplastic. NCBI's taxonomy places the organism in Eukaryota, Viridiplantae, Streptophyta, Magnoliopsida, Fabales, Fabaceae. The record is from RefSeq and is a predicted model, not a curated record. The transcript is spliced from 6 exons. Gene Ontology annotation, molecular function: glycerophospholipid phospholipase A1 activity. Bases 400 to 2484 code for a protein of 694 amino acids. Gene Ontology annotation, biological process: lipid metabolic process.
UUACAAAUUUUAUGAUUAAAUCAAUUUCAUAACUCCAAUUCAAGUUUUCACUCUCAAAAUACAUUGAAACUUAUUCCCCUUUCUUUAUCCCUGUUUCAUAUAGCUUUUUUCCCGUUACUGUCCCCAUGUGCGUGUUCGUCAUGUAGAGAGCUAGUAUAUGUCUUCAUUGAGAAUCAUAGAGUUCUACGAACAUGACAUGUCUUUCUCUUAUAUUAAUCUGGUCCUAUGGUCAAUAUUUUCCGAGAAGCAAGGUUUCGAGCUUAACUAUGUCUUGGCUUUGGUCUUAACACACACCACUUAACGAUGCUUUCGUCUAUACCUUACUAUAGGAGUUGCGUUCAUUGAUAGAGACAAAAUACAGUGAAGGAUUUGGCUAUCCAACGCAUAGCAAUUACAACCAUGGCAUACACUGCAGUUGCUAUGCCUACCUCUCCAGCUGCUACCACUGCAACCAUGGACAUUGCAAAAGAACAUAAUGGUCUUCGUCGUUCCCAAUCCAGCAAAGAACUACGCACGAGUUCCAUUAUGCAGAGGUCUUAUUCUGACAACCACCUAUGUUGCUCCAUCAAUCGCAUACACGCCACAUCAGUUACACCAAAACUUAAGAGCAAUCUGUCAACGGGAAUUUCCCCAUUUCCAUUUUCAGGCUCCAUUCUUCCAAAUUCGCUGCGUUCCUUCCUGUUUGAUCCAGAAACAAACAGGGAUAUAGUUGUGAGGGAGAAGGAGAUAAGUAUUGAGGAAAACAUGGUGGAAAGCAGCAAAGAAGAACGAGUAAAUAGAGCCAACUGGGUGGAGAGGCUUAUGGAAAUCAAGAAACAUUGGCGAAAUAGACUGCCAAAAGAAAGCAUGGAUCCAAAUGUGAUAUGCAAGGACAAUAAUUACGAGGAAUGCGAAUGUAAUGGAGAUGACGGUGUUUGUGUGGUGGGUGAAGAUGAAGAUGAGGAGGAAGUGACAUAUGAUCGUGACUCAUUCUCAGAAUUUCUGGUUGAAGUGCCAUGGUCUGAUACCCAACUGUACUCUCAACUUGCUUUCCUGUGCAACAUGGCCUACGUAAUACCUCAAAUCAAGGCUAAGGACUUGCGACGAUACUACAACCUUCAAUUUAUAACAUCUUCUUUGGAGAAGAAGGCCCAAGUGGCUAAGUUAAAAAUGAAACUUGACCAGGACUCAACUCGCGUUCCUAUAGACGACUCUGUAGUCUCUAAAGGUAACACAAAGAAAGGCAAAGAAAAUGCACAGAAGCCUCAAAUCCAACUUGCUUAUGAUAUCGCUACCUCAGCUGCCUCUUAUGUUCAAUUACGAGCUAAGGACCUCUUGUACCUUGCUGCUAAGUCACAAAAGAGUGAAAAUGAAGAGUCUAACCUAGGAGGAGAGUCACCUCGAGAAGAGUUGGAAGGCACUUCGCGAGGCUACAAAUCAGAGGUUGCUGCUUAUGUAGCAGCAUCCACAAUGACAGCAGUGGUUGCAGCAGGGGAGAAGGAAAAACAAGAAGCGGCAAAUGAACUCCAGUCACUUCAUUCCUCACCUUGUGAAUGGUUUGUUUGUGAUGAUCCCAGCAAUCAUACUCGAUGCUUUGUGAUUCAGGGGUCAGACUCCCUGGCAUCUUGGCAAGCAAACCUCUUUUUUGAGCCCACAAAAUUUGAGGGCACAGAUGUACUUGUUCACAGAGGAAUUUAUGAAGCAGCAAAAGGAAUAUACGAGCAAUUCAUGCCCGCAAUAAUGGAUCAUUUGAAGAGACACGGGGAUCGUGCAAAGCUUCAAUUCACCGGGCACUCUCUCGGGGGCAGUCUCUCUCUUUUGGUUCAUCUGAUGCUGUUGACAAACAAGGUUGUGAGUCCCUCCACUCUUCGACCAGUUGUGACUUUUGGCUCACCAUUUGUAUUCUGUGGAGGCCAUCAAAUUAUCCAUGAGCUAGGCCUAGACGAGAGCCACAUCCACUGUGUGAUGAUGCAUAGAGAUAUUGUUCCCAGGGCUUUCUCCUGCAAUUACCCAAAUCAUGUAGCUGUAGUUCUUAAGCGCUUGAACAGCUCGUUUCGCUCACAUCCUUGUCUGCUGAAAAACAAGCUGUUGUAUUCACCACUGGGUAAAAUAUUCAUCCUCCAACCAGAUGAGAAGACGUCUCCUCCACAUCCUUUGCUCCCUCGAGGAAGUGCCUUCUAUGCCCUGGACAAUACUAAACCUGGAUACUCUCCGAGUGUUCUUAGAACUUUCCUGAAUCAACCGCACCCUAUUGACACUCUGAGUGAUCCAACAGCGUAUGGUUCAGAAGGUACAAUUUUGAGAGACCACGAUUCCAGUAACUACCUUAAAGCAGUCAAUGGAGUCUUGAGGGAACAUUCUAAGAUUCUCCUUCGCAGAGUGAGGAGCCAAAGGAUUAAUCAGUUGUGGCCACUUUUGACAUCGCCGUCUCCACACUCAUGGAGUCAUGAACAGAACUUGGAGAGAUGCAGCUUGAUGACAAAGGAGAUAGUGACGGGGGUUUGAAAAAAAUGCUUUUCAUCCGAGGUUCCCAUAGAUCAUGAUCAAAUUAAUUAAGAUCAAGGGAUUAAUUAGCAAAAUACAUCACUUUGUUUCAUGUAUAUUUCUAAAUCCAACAUAACCAGUGUAUGUGUAUGUGUAUGUGUUACCCCAUAUUGGAAAACCUUGUGCAUACAAAUGUCCAUAAUUCCUAUAGAAAAUAGAAGAAAAUUUUCCAUA